Bubalus bubalis (water buffalo) is the source of this 5544-nucleotide messenger RNA. It is a transcript of the gene TMEM132D, whose product is annotated as transmembrane protein 132D. NCBI's taxonomy places the organism in Eukaryota, Metazoa, Chordata, Mammalia, Artiodactyla, Bovidae. The record is from RefSeq and is a predicted model, not a curated record. Bases 332 to 3625 code for a protein of 1097 amino acids. The transcript is spliced from 9 exons.
CACCUGGGAGCCAGUCCUCGCUGGGUAAACGGAAAGGAACAAAUUCGUGUGGAUGAAAAUAAAAAUAUCCUGGUGGGGGUGAAAGGGAGGUGGGGUUUGUCUGCGCGCGCGUUGGACUCGGGAGAGCAACUCCGGAGCGGCGUGCGGUGUCGCCUCCCGGCCGGCCAUGGACUGGCGGGAGGAAGGCGCAGGGCGCCGCGGCCGCUCGCGCCCCUAGCCCAGCGCUUCCUCGCCUUCCCGCCCCGCUCCGACCCUAGGGGAGCUUGGCGACCGUGUCUUCAUCGCCCAGACGGCACCGGGGAGCCGAGGAUCUGCGCUCCGGGUCUCCGGGAUGUGCGCGUCUGAGAUGGGGACGCUGUGGCACCAUUGGUCCCCCGUGCUCAUCAGCCUGGCCGCCCUCUUCUCCAAAGUGGCUGAAAGCCGAGGCAUACUGGAGAGUAUCCAGAGGUUCUCUCUGCUGCCCACCUACCUCCCGGUGACCUACCACAUCCACCACGCAGACGUGUCCUUCUUCCUCAAGGAAGCCAACCAGGACAUCAUGAGAAACUCCAGUCUACAGUCGAGGGUGGAGUCCUUUCUGAUUUACAAAUCCAAGAGGCUACCAGUCCUGAAUGCCAGCUAUGGGCCUUUCGCCAUUGAGCAGGUGGUACCCCAGGACUUGAUGCUCCCCUCCAGCCCCUUUGGAUUCACCAGCACGUUUUCUCUGAACUGGAAGCUGAAGGCGCAUAUCCUGCGGGACAAGAUCUACCUGACCCGGCCCCGCGUGCAGGUGCUGUUCCACGUGGUGGGCAGGGACUGGGACGACCCUGGCCCGGUGCAGAGCCUGCCCUGCCUGCGGGUGUUCGCCUUCCGGGAGACCCGGGAGGUACGAGGCAGCUGCCGCCUGCGGGGGGCUCUGGGGCUGUGCGUGGCGCAGCUGGAGCUCCCGGCCAGCUGGUUCGGCCCCCCGACGGUGGUGGCCGGGAGGAAGAAGGCGCUGGAGCCCCCCGAAGGGAGCCCGGUGGAGCUCUACUAUGCCGUGCAGCAAGGGGACGAGCGUGGAGACUGUGCCAAGGAGGAUGCCCGGAGAGCCGGCGGGAUGCGGACGGGCCGUAAUGACAUCGAUGAGUCGGGGCCUCCCUUGCACAGGAUCGGGAGUGUUUUUCUUUACCAGACCCCCAGCCGGCCACCGCUGAGAGAGUUGCGCUUGGAUAACCACGUGGCUGUGCAGUACGUGCCAAAGACAGUCAGGCAGGGAGACGUGCUGACUUUUCCCGUCUCCAUCUCCAAAAACUCCACCGAGGACCGCUUCACGUUAAGGGUAAAGGUGAUGAAAGGCAUGAACAUCAUUGGGGUGAGAGCCAGCAGCCCUUCCGUGUGGGAAGUCAAGGAGAGCACAGAUUACGCUGGGAAGUACACACCUGCUGUCAUUGUUUGUCAGAAGAAAUCGGCUGGCUCGGAAAAAAGUGCUAACGGUGCCUCCUAUGAAGUCAUGCAGAUCGACGUAGAAAUAGAAGAACCCGGUGACCCGCCGGCCACACAGCUUGUCACAUGGCAGGUUGAAUAUCCAGGAGACAUCACGUCUGACUUGGGUGUCUCCAAGAUCUACGUGAGUCAGAAAGACUUGAUCGGAGUCAUCCCACUGGCCAUGGAGGCGGAAAUCCUGAACACAGCCAUCCUCACUGGGAAGACGGUGGCCGUGCCCGUGAAGGUGGUCUCUGUGGAGGAGGAUGGCGCGGUAACAGAUCUCAAGUCUGUGGAGUGUCGAUCGUCUGAUGAAGACGUCAUUAAGGUUUCUGACAGAUGUGACUACAUCUUUGUCAAUGGGAAGGAAAUGAAGGGCAAGGUGGGCGUGGUGGUGAACUUCACCUUCCAGCACCUGAACACUCCUCUGGAGAUGACGGUAUGGGUGCCCCGGUUGCCCCUGCAGAUCGAGAUCUCGGACACUGAGCUCAACCAGAUCAAGGGCUGGAGAGUCCCCAUCGUCUCCAACAAGAGGCCAGCUCAGGACAGCGAGGAGGAGGAUGAAGACGAGAAGAGGAACAGGGGCUGCACGCUCCAAUACCAGCAUGCCAUGGUGCGGGUCUUGACUCAGUUUGUGGCGGAAGCGGCUGAGCCCGGGGGGCAGCUGGCCCACCUGCUAGGCUCCGAUUGGCAGGUGGACAUCACGGAGCUGGUAAAUGACUUCAUGCAGGUGGAGGAGCCCCGGAUCGCCAAGCUGCAAGGGGGACAAGUCCUGAUUGGCCAGGAACUGGGGAUGACCACCAUUCAGAUCCUGUCGCCUCUGUCAGACGCUAUCUUGGCCGAGAAGACGGUCACCGUGCUGGACGAAAAGGUGACAAUCACGGACCUUGGGGUCCAGCUGGUGACGGGACUGUCCCUCUCCCUGCAACUCAGCCCAGGGAGCAACAGAGCCAUCUUCGCCACCGCGGUGGCUCAAGAACUUCUGCAAAGGCCCAAACAGGAAGCAGCCAUCAGUUGCUGGGUCCAAUUCAGUGAUGGCUCCGUCACCCCCUUGGAUAUUUACGAUGCAAAAGACUUCUCCCUGAUGGCCACAUCCCUGGAUGAGAAGGUGGUCUCCAUCCACCAAGACCCCAAAUUCAAGUGGCCUAUAAUCGCCGCUGAAGCUGAAGGACAGGGGGCCCUGGUGAAGGUCGAAAUGGUCAUUUGCGAAUCGUGCCAGAAAUCCAAGCGGAAGAGCGUGCUGGCUGUGGGGACAGCCAAUAUCAAAGUGAAGUUUGGCCAAAAUGAUGCCACCCCCAACACCAGUGACAGCAGACACACAGGGGCAGGAGGUCCCCUGGAUAAUAACAUCAGUGACAGAAGACCCAAAAAGCCCUUGCAGGAAUGGGGGAGUCAGGAGGGACAGUACUACAGCAGUUCCUCCAUGGGCCUCAUGGAAGGCAGGGGCUCCACAACGGAGAGGUCCACCUUCCAGAAGAACAGGGGCCAGGAAAGCCUUCUGGAUGGUGGCAGCCAUUUGCAGACCAUCUCCAUCGACCUCACCAGCUUCCCAGCCCAGGUGGACCUGCCCAGAAGCCACGGGGAGACAGAGGAGAAUGACCCCCAGUCCUCCAAAGGGCUGAGCGACCUGGAGAUCGGAAUGUAUGCCCUGCUGGGGGUCUUCUGCCUGGCCAUUUUGGUCUUCCUCAUCAAUUGUGUGACCUUUGCAUUAAAGUACAGGCACAAACAGGUCCCCUUCGAAGAACAGGAAGGGAUGACUCACUCCCACGACUGGGUCGGCCUGAGCCACCGGACGGAACUGCUGGAGAACCAGCUCCACUUUGCCUCCUCCCAAGAGGAACAGAUCACCGCCAUCGACAGGGGCAUGGAUUUCGAAGAGAGUAAGUAUCUGCUCUGCACAGACUCCCAAAAGAGCAUCAACGGGCAGCUGUUCAGAUCUUCAGGACCCACCCUCAUGGAUGGUAAAGAUCAGAAAAGCGAGCCCCCAACGUCCCCUACCUCAAAAAGGAAAAGAGUCAAAUUCACCACUUUCGCCACCCUCUCUCCGGAGGAUGGAUGCCCUGCCGUGAACUCCCUAGCGGCCAGCAGGGAGGAUACCGUGAACUGGGUCGGCCAGGAUCUGGACCCUGGGGGAGGCCAAGAGUCACAUGGCUACAGGGAAGGAUUACGUGAAGAUGUGUAAACUUGGCAUUUGCAGACAUUGGUUCUCACUCACCUUUCGGCCUUUAACUUGGGGAUUCGGGGCAACGGGGACCGCAGUGGGGGGAAUGCAAAGACAGGGAGGACUUUCCUGGCAGUCCAAUGGUUUAGGACUCAACACUUCCACUGUAGGGGGCGUGGGUUUGAUCCCUGGUCAGGGAACUAAGGUCCCCCAUGCCUCCAGGCGUGGCAAAAAAAAAAAAAAAGGGGGACACGAUCAGGCUGACACUAUCCACAGAGCCCCAGAAAACGACCCUGGCUCCCCCAGGGAGGCCCCGAGUUGGAAUCAAUGUCCACAUUCCAGGGUCCGAUGUCUCAGUUGAUGAAAAGAGGUUUAUCACGCAUGGUGAGAUUUUUUUUCAACUUGGAAGAAAAAUGAGUUCUGAGUCACUGAGCUUCCGACAGCCUCCAGGAAAAAACUGUCCCUCACUUGCCAUCUCUCUUUCUUUAAUCGAAGCAAUUUGGAUACAGCCAAAGCCACACGGCUGCAAUAUUCAAUGUUGCGGACCACAGGAAAAAAAGGAGACUCAGGUUGGGCGGGAUGGAUGGGAGGAAGUGCGUCAUGGAAACUCACCUGGCUGUGAGCCUGAGCAGAAGCGGAGUCUAGCGCCACCUAGAGUCAGCUCUUGGGAAGUAUGAUUUCCAAUUAUCUCCCACAGGCUGGGUCAGGGUAAACCCGGGUUAUUGACAAACCAAGGCAAUUGUUGACCAGGGGUUGAAAGGGAACAAGAGGGCAAACAGGUCACCAAUACCUUUGUAACUAGAUGUCAAGAACAAACACCCAGGAAACUAAACCCUCUGAGCCAUUCGGAGCAUCCCUUUAUUGGUAAACUAGGGAUCCUGGGCAUAGAGUUUCAAUCAGGUUCAAAGAACCAGGCUUUUUUUUUUUUUUUUUAAAGCAAAUUUAAUCUGUUCACAUUUGUACCCUUCCUUGCAUCGCCACCUUUGCAAAAGUCAUUAAUCACUCAUGGGCAGUGGGGAGCCGUGUCACUGUUUGCUGAGUCUCUUCCACUGUGGCCUCUGUGUCAAUCAGUCUACACUGAAGCCCCAUGGGGCCAACUUCACACGUGUCUUGCUUUGAAAAGGCUAGUCUUUGGGGGUCAGCAGUGCUCACAAGGAAUACGACACCCAAGGAUGCUCAUUCUCCUGGCUUUUCUGGAAAGAAGGGAGGGAUGGUCUGUGAUGGGUCUUUCAACAGUCCCAUCUGAUCUGCGGCCCAAGACUGCUGAGAUAAAUCUGGGCAUGCCCAUAGCGGGGUACAGGGUGAGGAGAAUUGAGAUUCAGUGUGUGUGACAAGGGUCGGGCAGGAAAUCUGGCCCCCCUCACAUGUGGGGGGAACAUGAGGCUGCUGCUUCUCCAACUUGGAGGGAUAGAGGGACCCAUGGUACCUGCCUAUGGGGCAGAGAGCUGGGUUAUUCGAGCAUUGGGUUCUAAGGUCAAUUUCUCUUUCUCUGUCUCUUUGUCUCUGUGUCUCUCUGAACCUAUCUCUCUGCUUCCUCUCUCUCUGUGUCUCAGUCUCUCUCUGUGCAUAUAAUUGAAUUCUCCUGAGAUCAAGCGUGUAAUUCCACCAGUUCAUCCUCUCAACUUCAGCACUCUCUCUAAAACUAAGGUGCUGUCCAUUUGCCCUAACACAGAGUCCAGGAGCCAUCAGCCACCUGCUCCUGUCCCCAAGUUGACUUACAUUGUCUGGCUGGGUGACUAAACAGUCACCCUUUUUCAAUGAGAAUCCUUUGCUUUCAGUAACCCACUCCUGUUCCUUUCAGCCUUUCCCUCAUUUUCAUACCACUGUUGAUGCCCCCUCUCCAAUCUGUCUGCGUGCAGAAUGUAUUGUAGAUUAUAAGAAUGUAAUAUAUAUUUAUAAACUUACUGACUGUAAAUAUAAAGUUUGCCUUCUGCGGCUUA